Molecule: messenger RNA, 3823 nt
Organism: Juglans microcarpa x Juglans regia
Lineage: Eukaryota; Viridiplantae; Streptophyta; Magnoliopsida; Fagales; Juglandaceae
Product: N6-adenosine-methyltransferase non-catalytic subunit MTB
Cellular component (GO): RNA N6-methyladenosine methyltransferase complex; nucleus
Molecular function (GO): mRNA binding
Source: RefSeq, a predicted model, not a curated record
CAAUUGUAAUUUGCUGGGUCCUUGGAAAGAGAAACUCCGUGUCCGAGACUGAAACCCUAAUCGUAGGUCUUCCACUUUCUACCGGCUUCCCAUCUCUUCUUCCUUACAUUACCGAAUCGCAGCACAAACAGAGUUAGGAAGCUUUUUGCUUGAUAUGGAUUCACCUGAACGUGGUAGAAGUUAUGUGAAACGGGAUACAGGGGAUGGCUCAGAUGUGAAGAGUGAUAGGGCCAGAGAUGAUGAAGAGUGGGAGAACAUUGAUAAGAGAAAGCAUAGGUCAAGUAGAUCAAGAAAACCGGGGAAUGGGGAAGACACUAAUGUGUUAGAUGGAAAUGGAAGAAGAAAAAGUUCUAGGGAUAAUAAUGAGGGCCGGAAACGAUCGGGUGGAUCCAGCAGAGCAGGUAGUGACGAUGAUGAUUAUGACUCAAAAAAAGAGGCGCGUUCUAAACAGGUGAAGAAAAGACAAGAAGAGAAUACAUUGGAAAAAUUGAGUAAUUGGUACCAAGAUGGUGAAUUAGAGAACAGGAAAGAUGGUGGAGAUAGGUUGGGGAGCAGAGGGCACGGUCGAGCUGAUGAAAGUGAAAGAAGGAAAAUGGCUUCUAAGUUUUCGGAUCAUGAGAAUUCUCAGAGCAGAAGUAAAAGCAAAGAAGAAAGGUCCCAAGAUGGAGAGCUUGAAAAGGUGGUUGAUCGAGAUUCUAGGUAUUCGGAGAGGAGGGAAAGUGGCCGAGAGAAGGGUCAUGGGUCUUCCGAGGAGGUGAGAAACUCAAGGAGAAAAUGGGACGAGUCUGAUACAGUCAAGAAAGCUGAAGGUACUCAUUCUGAAAGAGCUGAUCUGACAAGUGGUAAGGCUUCUGAUCCUAAGUAUGAGAGUACUAGAGACAGAGGUAUGUCUACUAGAAAUGACCCCAGUGAGAGUAAAAGUCGUGGUGCAGAUUCAAACAGUGAGAAGGGUAUCAAAUCUGACAACAGAGAAGGGAAAAGAGUUGAUGCUGAGAGGAGAAAAAACAAAGUUAGGGCAGAGGCACUGGAAGAAGAUAAUAGGGGCAGUCCUAUUACUCGUGAAGACGGAUCAGGCAGGGAGACAACAGACAAGCAUAGACAACAGAGAACUCCCAUUCAGGAUGUUCCCGAUAGCCGGGAGAGAACAAUAAAUGCAGAUGAAGACAGAAAUAUGCGGAUGAGGGAUAAAAGUGUGAGAGAAACAGGGCACUCGAGCAGGUCAAGGACCCCUGAUAUGAAAGGGAGGCGUCAUCUAGAAACAGAUCAUUCUGAGAUGAAUCAUGAAAGAAGUUUCAACCUCAAGCGGAAGGAACUGGAAAAGGAUGCUUACUGUGAUGAUAGAUCAAAAGGCAGAGAUGAUAGCUGGAGUGACAGAAACAGGGACCAUGAAGGUUCCAAAGAGAAUUGGAAAAGAAGGCAACCCAGCGGUAGUGAUAAGGAGUCAAAAAAUGGGGAUAUUGUGUAUGAUCAUGGCAGAGAAUGGGAGUUGCCAAGGCAUGGUCGUGAGAGAACUGACAAUGAAAGGCCUCAUGGUCGAUCUGGUAAUAGGAAAGAUGGAAGCAGGGGUGAAGCUGUAAAAACCUCAUCAAACUUUGGAAUUUCAAAUGAGAAUUAUGACGUAAUAGAGAUUCAAACCAAGCCUCUUGAUUAUGGAAGAGUAGAGUCUGGGUCCAACUUUGCGAGGAGAACUGAAGUUGUUCAGCAGUCUGACUUGAAAUCAACACCAAAUGAUGAAGAAUGGGCAUAUAUGCUGGAUGAAAGCGCAAGAAGAAGUGAUUUAUAUGGCUCUGGCCCACCUGGUGAAGAUUCAAAGGAAAGAUAUGCAGAUGAUAGUACCUCCAUUCGUGAUCAAAAUUCAUGGAGGGAUGACUAUGAUUUCCCAGGAGGAAAGGGAAGAGGCCAGAAAGGUGCUAUUUCUGGUCGCAGUGCUGGUGGCCAAAGUUCUAGUGGUUCAAUGCCUCCAUAUGGAAACCAGGAUCCAGGAUCCUUCAACAGAGCUGCCUCACAAGGAGUCAAGUCGAGUAGAGUUGGAAGAGGAGGACGGGGUCGGCCAACUGGGAGAGAAAACCAGCAGGUGGCAAUCCCGUUGCCACUAAUGGGAUCGCCUUUUGGACCUCUCGGAAUACCCCCACCUGGACCAAUGCAGCCACUUACCCCAGGUAUGCAAGCUGCUCCAGGUCCACCAAUAUCACCAGGUGUCUUCAUUCCACCAUUUACUCCACCCAUCUGGCCUGGGGCUCGAGGUGUUGAUAUGAAUAUGCUAGCUGUUGCACCUGGUCUCUCUCCCAUUCCUCCUGGACCAUCUGGUCCAAGGUUUCCUCCUAAUAUGGGAAACUCAUCCCCUGCCAUGUAUUUUAAUCAACCUGUUCCUGGAAGGGGAGUUCCUCCAAGCAUGUCUGGCCCUGGUUUUAAUGCUGCCGGACCAAUGGGAAGAGGAAAUCCACCUGAUAAAACUCCUGGGGGUUGGGUUCCUCCAAAAAGUAGUGGGCCUCCUGGUAAAGCUCCUUCUAGAGGAGAGCAGAAUGACUACUCUCAAAAUUUUGUUGACACUGGUAUGCGACCCCAGAAUUUCAUCAGAGAGCUAGAGCUUACGAAUGUUGUUGAAGAUUACCCCAAGCUUAGGGAGCUUAUCCAGAAAAAGGAUGAGAUUGUGGCUAAGUCUGCGUCUCCUCCCAUGUAUUAUAGGUGCGACCUAAAAGAGUUUGAGCUGUCCCCAGAGUUCUUUGGAACCAAGUUUGACGUCAUUCUUGGACCCCCAUGGGAGGAAUAUGUUCAUCGUGCUCCUGGUGUUGCUGACCAUAUGGAGUACUGGACAUUUGAAGAAAUAAUGAAUCUUAAGAUUGAGGCAAUAGCAGACACACCUUCUUUUAUCUUCCUUUGGGUUGGUGAUGGUGUGGGCCUUGAGCAGGGCCGUCAAUGUUUAAAGAAGUGGGGAUUUCGUAGGUGUGAGGAUAUUUGUUGGGUGAAGACAAACAAAACUACUGCAACACCAGGGUUGCGUCAUGAUUCACAUACUUUAUUUCAGCACUCAAAGGAGCACUGCUUGAUGGGCAUAAAAGGAACUGUUCGUCGCAGCACUGAUGGUCACAUUAUCCAUGCCAACAUUGAUACUGAUGUUAUAAUUGCUGAGGAACCUCCUUAUGGUUCAACUCUUAAGCCGGAAGACAUGUAUAGAAUUAUUGAGCAUUUUGCACUUGGCCGCAGGAGACUCGAGCUCUUCGGUGAAGACCACAAUAUUCGGUCUGGUUGGCUGACAGUUGGAAAGGGACUAUCCUCAUCUAAUUUUAAUGCUGAGGCAUAUGUCAGGAACUUUGGUGACAAAGAUGGGAAAGUUUGGCAAGGAGGUGGAGGACGAAAUCCACCCCCAGAGGCACCUCAUCUUGUCAUGACAACCCCCGAAAUAGAGUCUCUUCGGCCCAAGUCACCAAUGAAGAAUCAGCAGCAACUUCAACAGCAACAAUCAACAUCUAUCUCUCUGACAACAGCCAAUUCCUCCAAUAGAAGGCCUGCUGGAAACUCACCUUCCACUCCAGGUGCUCUUGGUCUAAACCAAGAAGCUUCCAGUUCGAACCCCUCAACUCCAGUUCCGUGGGCCUCACCAAUGGAGGGCUUCAGAGGACGAGAAGGCAGCAUUAUGCCCCCAGAUGAUAAGGUUUUUGAUAUGUAUGGGUAUGGUGGGCAGGCAAACCAAGACUAUCAGGAUUUUGAGUCUCACAGACAAAUGAAUUUGUUGUAACAUAAAACUCGGCAUAUUAAUGUGCACUGAUGCAGCCUGUAAUUUUUGUUUUUCAGCCCUUCAGUAUUAUGGAAAGAAAAUUCCACA